AUGCCCCCACCCCCACCGCCCGCAUCGCUGACCCCCGCCGGCGGCGGACGGCGACGGUGGAAGCACCGCCUCAGUCCCACUGUCGCACGUGACCGCUGCUACACUCGCUCCUUCCGCUCCGCGGGGCUCCGACCGGCGGCCAUUCCGCUUCCCGAUGGCGCCGUCGUACACCUCUGGCUCCCGCCACCUGCCGCCGACCCCGCCAGGCCCCUACACCCUGUCCUGCUCCUCCACGGCUUCGGCGCACAAGCCACGUGGCAGUGGGCGCCCUUCCUCCGCCCGCUCCUCGCCGCCGGUCUGGCCCCCUAUGUCCCGGACCUCGUCUUCUUCGGCGCCUCGUCCUCCCCCGCCGCAGACCGCUCCCCAGUCUACCAGGCUGCCUGCGUCGCCGCCGCUAUGGCUGCGCUCCCUGGCGCCCCGCAGCGGUACGCCGUCGUCGGGGUCAGUUACGGCGGCUUCGUAGCAUACCACCUCGCCCACGCGUUCCCGGCAGCAGUGGAGCGGCUUGUACUCGUCGCGGCCGGUGUUUGCCUCGAGGAGGCCGACCUGGCCUCGGGGCUCUUCGCCGUUGAGGAUAUCGCCGAGGCUGCAAGUCUGUUGCUGCCCCAGCGGCCGGAGGAUCUCCGGAGGUUGGUGGGGCUCACCUUCUGCCGCCCUCCGCGGUUCAUGCCGUCCUGCUUCAUCAGGGAUUACAUCAGGGUUAUGUGCACUGAAAAUGUAAAAGAGAAGACAGAGUUGUUGUAUGCAUUGAUCAAUGGUAGGAAGCUUUCAGACCUUCCUAAAAUUAACCAGCAAACCUUGAUAAUUUGGGGAGAGCAAGACCGAGUCUUUCCAUUGGAACUUGGAUUACGGCUGAAAAGGCAUCUGGGAGAUACUUCUGAACUAGUGAUUGUCAAGAAUGCUGGUCAUGCCAUAAACCGCGAAAAGCCAGCAGAACUUUGCAGACUAAUAAAGAACUACAUCGUUGAUCCCUCAGUCAAAUAUCGAGAUGACCGUAAGGCAUCUUGGAAGAAUGCGAUAAAGAGGUUUGUUGGGUCGAGCCUUAGAAAGGUGGACUCUUCUCGACCGCUGCUAUAA
Molecule: messenger RNA, 1077 nt
Organism: Miscanthus lutarioriparius
Lineage: Eukaryota; Viridiplantae; Streptophyta; Magnoliopsida; Poales; Poaceae
Source: the annotation of a GenBank genome assembly